Messenger RNA from Branchiostoma floridae (Florida lancelet), 6656 nucleotides. Its product is annotated as regulator of G-protein signaling loco-like. NCBI's taxonomy places the organism in Eukaryota, Metazoa, Chordata, Leptocardii, Amphioxiformes, Branchiostomatidae. Gene Ontology annotation, biological process: signal transduction. The record is from RefSeq and is a predicted model, not a curated record. Gene Ontology annotation, molecular function: protein binding; GTPase activator activity.
GCACUCAGUAAAUAUCUCAGUCGAAAAUGACUAAAAGGACUGCUCAACUUUGGUUAUCUAUCAGCACCGGAGUUUCUGCUGUAAUUGGGGAAAGUUGAAUCGCGUGGCACGACGGGCUGAUUAUUUCUUCUGAGGGGUCUGGUUCCAAAAUACACCAUUCACAGGUACUUGUUACCAAUCCGGAGCUAGCUUUACGGUCAUGUGACGAAACGGAAUGCAAACUCUUUUGUCUCCAGCUCGGCUGGUGUCCCUUGAAAAAAAUCUGACCCAGAAUGUGGAAAUUUCCCCCAAAAUGGAGUACAUAGGCCCGAUGAGAACUUCACAGGUGGUGUUCAAGUCUGUGAAGAGCAUAAGGACGUUGGACGCGGGAGGACUUGAUCUCCAAGAGUGAUCCCAGCAGGGUUCUGAUACGUGAAAGGGUUCGCCACCCGCCCCGGUAGACCUGGGAGGGACAGGUCAGCUGGCAGGUAUCCUAAUGUAAGCAGAGCAGAGAAAGUUGUUGAAGACAUUGUGUCUGGUGCGCUGUUUGCAUCCAGCCCUCAGACUCAACAGCUCCUGUCUCCUCUUGCUCCCGUCACACACUUUACCUCAGAAAUACCCGAAGAAGUCAACGGGUCUAAUGGACAGGACCCUCCUGCAGCCGUGCGACCUAAAGUGCCCAGGGUUCGUCCGUCUGGUAUGGCGUCAGAUUCCUCCAACUACGAUGGAUGGAACGACUCUUCCAGGGACCAGCAUCUACGGAGAUCCCGUAGUCAGCCAUUGAUGAAUGAACAGGAAGAUAAGGGGAGAUCAGACCAAGAGGCAGAGGCUUGGAACCCUGCAAUGUCGCCGGAUCUAAGACCAGAAGAGGUGGCAUGUAUAGAGGCCGACCAGGAACACUGCUUCUUAAGGGUCAUAGUAGGAUACCUUGGCUCUAUUGAGAUGCCAAGGGAAGGGAACUCGGCUACUGUGAACAUGCAAAACAUCCGUAGUUGUGUACGGAGGUUGAGAAUGGAACAGAGAAUACAUACCCUGGUUCUGAUGGAAGUCAGAGAAGGGAGCGUAAGACUACGGAAUAACAGCGGAGAAACUAUUGCCAUAUACCCUGUGGAAAGACUAGCAUUCAGUGGUGUAUUCCCAGAUGACAAACGGUUCUUUGGUCUGGUCACUACAAGAGGUCUGGAUGAGGAGAGCUGUUAUGCAGGAAGUGAGGACGAACAUCCACUAAAUGUUGGUACAUCUUGCCACGUUUUCAUGGUAGACCCUGAGAUAAGUGCACACAACAUUCAUGCUCAAAGAGCGCAGGAAUUCUCUAUAACGUGUACUACAAACCCAGAAACAGGAGGGUGUGAGGAGUUUCCUCGCUCGGCCCGUCCUCUCCUACGUACAGUGGGACUGCUGUAUCAGAGAGGGAAUGAUGAGGGCACGUUGACUCGAGAAAUAGAAAUGGCCAGAUGGCAAGCCUUUCCAGACCAAGAUGCCGUCCAUGCGGCUCCAAGGCGAAGUAAUAGCAAUAGCAGCAACAGCGACAGUGGGAUUGGUUACUGGAAAGAAGAGGGAUACAGAGUAAACAAUGACAGUGUGUAUGUCGUUGACCUCAGUAGUGAUGAGUACGGAAUGAUGCAGGUCCGUAGACCGAAUGCCCAGCAGCAACAGAACAGGCAGGCGGCCAGAGGUGCCGAGGGUCCCCUGAACAGGGGAACGGAAAAUUCCCCAACCUCUAAUGGAGUGGCAAACGGAAGACAUUCCAAACUGAGUCCUCGCGUGAGGACGGAUAUCCCGCCGCAUUUGAACUUGUUGCAGAGACGAGGCCACCAAGGGCAGGCCAGCUUUCAGAAUAGGACUACCCCGUCACACAACAGUCACGGGCCCAUCAGACAGCAGUCAGCCCCCCAGAGUAGACCGCGUGUUCCCCCCGCCCCGUCUCCUCACGUGGAGAUGUGGGACCAGCUGGUACAGCAGCAGGUGGGGAGGAUGAGAGAUGCACGUGCCUACAACUACAGCUCCAGCGACUCCAACUCACCCAUUAAAGACCGCCCUCCGCCCAUCCCACCCAGGCGUGGUCCUUCAGCACGACCACAGGGGAACAACAGCAAUAGGCAAAAGGGUGCUACGUCCUCAGGGAAGGGAGCCCAGCCACCACGGAUGCAGAACUCACAACAGACACAGUCUCAUGAGUCUCUUGCAGUCUCUGAUGGAGAAGUGGCACGGCCCCACGGGGUGUCCGGAAAGCUGCACCCCAGCAGCAGUGUCAGCAGCCUGGCCAGCAACACCAGCACCCACAGUGUACCUGAGGCACAUGUAGCAGGGGGAGCCACUGGCACGGCCACCGGACGGGUGGCCAGCUGGGCCGUCAGCUUUGACCGCUUGUUACACGACCCCGCAGGGCUAGCAUGCUUUACUGAAUUUCUGAAACAGGAAUAUAGCGAGGAAAACAUUGUGUUCUGGACUGAAUGUGAAAAGUUCAAAGCAAUCACAAAUCAGCAAGAGAUGGUGACUCAGGCGCAGGUGAUCUACAGCACACACAUGGCCAGUAAGGCCUCCAUGCCAGUGAACAUCGACAGCCAGGCCAGGCAGAUGGUGGAUGAGAUGCUGGGAUCUCCCACCCCGGACAUGUUCAACCUGGCACAACAACAGAUAUUCCAGUUGAUGAAAUUCGAUAGCUACUCUCGUUUCCUUAAGUCGCCUCUGUACCAGGACUGCAUGUUGUGUGAUGUGGAGGGGCGACCUUUGCCCUAUGACCUGGCAUCCAACAGUGGGUCAGAUGCUGAUGAUACUGCAAGCAAGUCCAGCAAGGAGAGUCGAGGCCAGAAGUUAUGGAGGAAGGUACGUGAGAAUGCUGUUGAGCUGACGGGUGAUGGUGCUGAGAAGAAACGCAGGUCCUUGCUACCGUGGGCUAGAGGUAAGCACUCCAAGAGGAACAUGAAACUCCAGCCUGACGUGGACAGGAGAAGCAGUAAGUCUGCAGGUGGAUCUUCAGGUUCUGUACAGGUCCUAGAUGGACACCUGAGUGACAACAGUAGCAGCCGUCGCAGUUCCCUCGCAAGUACAGACUUAGAUGUUCUGCACCAGAAAGCCAUGUCUGCUGAGUCGCUGGAGACGUCCCAGUUGAACGAGAGUGCAGCAGCUGAUCCCAGGCAGUCCUACAAGUUCUGCCGAGUCCUGCUGCCAGAUGGAUCCUCUACAGUCAUCUACGCCAAGCCAGGCCAGACAAUACGCAGUGCCCUCAGCAAGCUAUGUGAGCGGCGUCAGCUUCCCAUGGCUGCGGUGGAGGUGUACCAUUUGGCAGACGACAAACCGGUGGACCUGGAACAGGACGUGUCCAUCUUGGGAUCAAAGGAGAUUAGGGUGGAACAAAGGGUGCUCUUCAAGUUGGACUUGCCCUCUCUUGGGAAAUUCUCCCUCCGUGUGAAGGUAAAACCAACCAAGCCGGUGGCUGAGGUGAUGAGGACAGUUCUCAACAAGUACAGCCUGAGGCUGGAGGAGGCCAUCAUCAGACUGGACGGAAAUGCCCUCCCUCUUGACCUUGGCAUCCCCGCUGCUACACUAGAGAACCAGAAGGUGAUUGUGGAGCCCACCAGCCAUGUUGCGGGGACCAAGUACUCCGUACCAGGGAAACUUGCACUUCCAGCAGACAGCAGACACCAGGAGCCAGACAGGACAUCCAGUUCAUAUGGCUUAGUCAGAAGAAACACAACUGGUACAGAAGAAAUCGCCAGGAAAAAUAAAGAAGGUGGAAACUCCAAUACGAAUGGUCAGAGUUCUGACAGACUUCCCAGGAAGACACGGCCAGCGCAAGGGUCGGACACGGAAGGUAAAGGAGACCUGUUUACGAUGCUCUCCCGUGCCAGCCGCAGCAGGAUGGAAGACCAGCGAGGGGCCUCCCUGUCUAACCUGGAACUCCCGGAUUUCCUCAAACCAAAGAAAAGUGGCCAAGACUCCACCAGCAUCGGGACCAACAAAAGCAACCCUUCAUCCUCAGACUCCCAUCGUAAGUCCUCCAUGUUCAAGGACAUGUAUGAGGUACCAGAGUUCCUGAGGGCAGGACUGAACAGCACCAACCAGAGCUUUUCUGGUGUUUAUCCGUCACAAGUGCAGGCUGACCACUACUUUAAGGGACACAACGCUGACGAUUCAUUCUUGCCAAACCAUUCCUACAUGGAUGAGUCGGGAAACAUGUCCAUGUUUAAUGACUCUGCCUACAUCACCAUCUCACCAGAGAAACAGAGGAAACCCCGCCCAAAAUCUGCCACGCCCAACCUGUCCUUCAGCACAUUCCGCCCAGACUCCAGCCCCGACAACAUUCGCGCUGCACACACUGCUUACACACAGCUGACAAAGUCUCACAGCGAGGACUCCAUUCUCAACACCACCGUGGUGGAAAAUACACUGGACUUGUCCGGGGAGGGACGGCACGGCCUGGCGCGAACGUACGGAACCACGGAUCUAGACAGAACAUUAGUGGAGGACAAAGGUCCCCAGGACAGGACAUCUGUAGAUGGGGUACUUCCCAGCCACACCAACUUAAACUUAGUGCCAAAACGAGGCGUUGGUUACUCGCCAAAUUCAGACUCCACAGACAUAGAGCCACACAACUGUAGUGGGGGAUCAGAGUCCUUGCCCCCCUCCCCAAUGUUACCCUCCCCAACAACACAUGAGCUCCUCACCACGCCAACACCCAGACAGAACACUAAUGGACACAACACCAGCAAUAACAGCAUUGAUGGCAGUGUUAGUGUGCUGCAAAGUAGAACUCGAGCCGGUAUCUGUGUGUCUGACAAAACAGCAAGAAGAACUGUGGUGUCCACUGCACAGGAUGGAGAGAAAUUACGUGUGACAUUUGUAUGAUUCCUGCUGAAGAAAGUUAGUAUUGUCUGUCAUACAGUAAUCAGGUAUUGAGACCUCCCCAACAGAUUUGAGCUAAAGGUGCCUGAUUAAAAGUGGAUCAUUCUAGUGUGCUAUCUUUUAUGGAAAAUGUUAACCCCAAGAAGUGCCAUGGUCUGAGUCUUGCCAGUGAGCCAUGUUCUUAACCAGUCCAUGAGUUCAUAUUGUUACAAUGUUCAUCCCAGAAGAUAUGUUUUAAUUUUGUUGAUUUUAAACCAGUUUUUAUCAGAGUCAAGCUGUAUUACCACUUUACAAGGAAAAACAGAGUCAAGAAAGAUAGGAUAUACUAGUAGUACCUCCUUGGUUUUCGGAGUUUUGCACUUACUAAAAAUGCAAUCACUGCUUUGCUUUUGGUUCAGAGCAGGAAGAAUAAUGGACUACAUUGCAGCAUGCAUUGAUUUGUCUGCAAUGCGAAAACAUUUCCUGGGCUGUCUUACCCCAAAACAAUGGGCCACCAAGUGUAUCAAUCUCACAGCAUUUCUAAAGUCUGCAUCACAAUUCAAGCAACUGGCAGCCAGAUUUUUGAUUGGCUGGAGUACGACAAAUUUCAAAAUCGCCCAAGCGUCAACUGUGAUUUCCGCUGAAAAUCUGACCCAUCACAAAUUGCAAUGGGCUUGAUGUUUAUUCAGGAAAGUUAUAGUUAUUGUCUUUUUUUGGUGCUCAGCUGACAUCACGAAGAGGUCUAAAUCCCAACAGGUGAGCUGCUAAAAACAGCCCGAUGCCCUAGGCCUUAGAAAAUCAUCAGGACGCCUGUCGUACUUGGCCAAAAAUGCCCAUUUGGAGCUUGCCAAUACGUCGGCCGAGCUCAGUUCUUGAUUCGUGAUAGGGGCCUUAGAAAGUCCAUUUUAAUCCUUGGCAUGUGUAAAAAAAGCCCUUCUAAAUGGUUAGUCAAAAUGUAGUGCCUUGUUCCAAAGAAUUAACAACAAUUUCUUUCUACCAUAGGAGUACUACAUAUGCUAUUGUGUUCAGAAAAAAAACUACAACUACAUAGAGUGUGAAACUGUGUACUUAACCAGAAUAAUGCACUUAGAAUAUGGGAAAUACUGUGCAAGAUACUGUUCUGACAGUGGUAGUAAUGUCAGCUGUAAUAUUCCUAGUCAUGUUUCAAUGCUACACAAAUGUACAUCAAGCUAUUAGAAUUGUAAAUUGUACAUGGCAAGUAGUGCUCUAAGACCUAGCAAGUUUUUUUUCUGCCAUAUGCGAGACCUUACUAUAGAUAAGUGUUGAAAUAUGUAUAUCUAAUGUCAUUGCCAGUACUCCCUUAGUGUUGUACUGGUUUGUUGUUUCUGUGUGUUUUUAUAUGGCCCUGUUACACACAGGACUGAGAGCAAUAUUCUAGUCAUUUCCUGAACUUUUGUUCCCGGGGCAUGCCUUUCAGUAUGUCUGUGGCAGUACUUCUGGACAAUGUUAUAACAAAUACUGGUUUUAAUGUUAUCUUAGAAGUCUUUUAUCAACUGGUAUUUUCUCUUUUUGUAAACAGGAGAGAUUUCUAGCUUACAUACAGUAAUACAAAGCUUGUAUUUGUAAUUGCUGUACUCUCUUGUUCGUUGGUAUGUCUGCUACUACUUCUGUAGUACUAGAUCUAUACUUUUAUGGCUGAAAAAAAUGUCAGCCAAAUCGUAUUUCAAACUUACGUCAUAGUUGAAAGUGUACAUUUCUUGUGUAUAAUAUAUAUGUAUAAAGUAUGGUAUGUACAUUUCCUUCAGUAUAACUGUGACUGGGUAUAACUUGUACAUUUUGUAACAAAAAAGAGACUUUGUAGAGUACACUAAAUUAUAAAAGUUGAACUGUUA